AUGGCCGAAAAAUCGAAGAAACCAAAGGACCAGACUGAAGUCAAAAUAACGAAAUCUGUCAUGCAAAAUAACUGGGGGAGGUUGAAGGAGAUACGAUUCACAGACAUCGUUGAUACUUUGAUAGAACGAUAUCUUAUAAGCAUUGAUGAGAGUAGAGAGUUUAGAGGAAAGACAGUGGAGCACCAACAAAUGGAAGCUCUCCUUUAUGUGGUUUUUAAAAAAUCACAAGAUUACUUAGACAAAUUUUUUGCCGUUCUUGCUGAAAAAGGCUACAACCACAUUGUUCAGAUACUUAAAGAUCAAGCUGCCAAAACUUCCAACAGAGACUCUAAACUCGACAGAGAUGUUGUUCCCAAGAAAAGUUUAAGUUUGAUUGAUGAAAUCAAAGAAAUGCAAGUUAAUUUUCACCAGUUACAAAUGAAAGCUAUGCAAGAUCUAUUCAAACUGUUGAAACGAGAUCAGUCAGAGCAAAUGUUGGAACUAAGGAAGCAUUUUGAAAGUGUCAUAGAAGAAAAACUUACCGAUUUAAGACAAAAUGAGGAAAAGCUGAGAGAGGCGGAAAAAGAAAAACAAAGACUAAAAUCCUGUCUUCAAGAGUUACAGAAAAAACUUGACCUAAAACCAGAAAGAAGGAGAGAUACGGUUAAAACAAAUAAAGAAUUUAAAGGUCUGCAAAGAGAGAAUGAUCGCUUGAUACGGGAAAUGGAUAUAGCAAUGAAGAAAAUAAAGAAACUUGAACACGAUAACAAGUCACUUCGAGAUGAAAUCAAAGAAAUCCAUCGAAAACAAAUAGGGAUGCUGGAGGUAAUUAUUGCCUAA
Ylistrum balloti is the source of this 819-nucleotide messenger RNA. RefSeq lists its product as uncharacterized. The record is from RefSeq and is a predicted model, not a curated record. Bases 1 to 819 code for a protein of 272 amino acids. The transcript has 3 exons. Gene Ontology annotation, biological process: regulation of apoptotic process. NCBI's taxonomy places the organism in Eukaryota, Metazoa, Mollusca, Bivalvia, Pectinida, Pectinidae.